AAGGAAUCAAACCUUUAUUUUAUCAGAUGCCCUGCGUUUAUAAUAUUACUAACAUCACAUGCAUUAAAAACACACAAAGACAGAAAACGUAGGCAUCGCGCAUGCAUCAUCUCGGUGCUGUUACACAUAUUUUAAUGGCCGUCUCCGUUUUGCUCUCUUUGUCGGCCUUUGUUUGUUUGGGAAGUUACAAGACGAUUCCCCACGAUCGCGAGCGGCAAAUGCGCUCCAGGUUCUAACUCCUCUCCUCCUCCUCGCCCUAGGGUUUUGCUUUCUCCUCUUUUCUUUGUCUCGAUGUCUCUGAUGGCGCUGAGGGAGCAGCUCAACGGUUUGGUGAAUUCCAUGUUCCUCGAGGGCUUGUUGGAUGACCAGUUCGAACAGCUUCAGAUGCUACAGGAUGAGAGUAGUCCUGGCUUCAUUGCUGAAUUGAUCACCUUGUUCUGUGGAGAUUCAGAAAGAAUACUGGCAGAGCUGACGAAACUGCUGGAUCAAGCUGUUGUUGAUUAUCAAAAGGUAGAUGCUUUUGUUCACCAACUUAAAGGAAGCAGCUCGAGUGUUGGUGCACAACAUGUGAAAUUGGCCUGUGUUCAAUUUCGACAAUUUUGCGAGGAGCAUAACAAAGAAGGGUGUCUCCGUGCCUUAAAUGUGGUCAAGCAUGAAUACUAUCUUCUGCGGGGCAAAUUUGACACCAUGUUGCAGCUUGAGCAGAGAAUUCAAGCCUAUGAGAGCAAACAGCAAAUCUGAUAAAAGUCCGCAGAGGUCUCUAUCAUGUGGUCUAGUUUUCAUGAUCAAGUUAUGGGUUGUCUGUGCCUUCUAAAGUUAUUGGUUGUCCAUAGAUUACUGACUGUCCUCAUACAUUGUGUUAAACAUUUCUUUGAAAUGAAUUUGAAACUUUGUCAGGCCAGUCAUGGCUAUAAAUAUCACUGGUACUGUACUAGUGUAAACUUCCUCAAACUUCCAAUUGACUGGUUAUGUAACCGGAGUAAUCGCAGCUAAUAUCUGGACUCAAAAGAAUAUUUGUGUUA
Molecule: messenger RNA, 1022 nt
Organism: Musa acuminata AAA Group (dessert banana)
Lineage: Eukaryota; Viridiplantae; Streptophyta; Magnoliopsida; Zingiberales; Musaceae
Product: histidine-containing phosphotransfer protein 2
Exons: 6
Coding region: 292-741 (149 amino acids)
Biological process (GO): cytokinin-activated signaling pathway; phosphorelay signal transduction system; phosphorylation
Cellular component (GO): cytoplasm; nucleus
Molecular function (GO): histidine phosphotransfer kinase activity; protein histidine kinase binding
Source: RefSeq, a predicted model, not a curated record